UCGCCGCCGCCGCCAUCACCAUGGCCGGUUGUUGUCAGUCCCUGGCAGCGGGUUAUGGCGACGGCGGUGAAUGAAUUCUCCGGGUGGCCGAGGGAAGAAGAAGGGCUCAGCCGGCUCCAGUUCCGCGCCUCCGACCGCCGGCGCCUCUCCCUCCUCGCCGCCCGGGCCGGCGCCCCCCGUGCCGCCGGCGGGGGCGGCGGCGGCGGCGUCCCCGCACAAGCGGAACCUGUACUACUUCUCGUACCCGCUGUUCGCCGCCUUCGCCCUGCUCCGCUUCGUCGCCUUCCAGCUCGGGCUGCUCUUCGCCUGGCUCUGCGAGCGCCUCUCCCGCGGCGCCCUCAUGGCCGCCAAGGGCAGCAGGGCCGGGGCCGGCGACGCGCCCGAGCCCGGCGGGGCGCCCGAGACGGUGCGGGCGUGCCACAAGCGGGCCUUCGAGUGCAUCUCCAUGGCUCUGCGCAUCGAUGAGGACGAGACAGCAGGACAAAAGGAACAAGCUGUUGAAUGGUAUAAGAAAGGAAUUGAAGAACUGGAAAAAGGAAUAGCUGUCUUAGUAAUUGGUCAAGGUGAUCAGUGUGAACGGGCUCGACGUCUCCAAUCUAAAAUGAUGACAAAUUUGGCAAUGGCCAAGGAUCGGUUGCAGCUUUUAGAGAAGCUGCAGGCAGUUUUGCAAAUUUCCAAGCCGCAAAUGGAGGUCUAUAAUGACAGUACUAACCUGGCAUGCCGCAAUGGACAUCUCCAGUCAGAGAGUGGAGCAGUUCCAAAAAAGAAGGACCCCCUAACCCACACGAGUAAUUCCCUUCCUCGUUCAAAGACUGUUGCAAAAGCUGGAUCCACAGGCCUUUCAGGUCACCACAGAACACCCAGCUACAGUGGGGUAUCAUCAUCUGUGUCUAGACCAGCACCUAAUCCUACGCCUUCAGCUCACAAGGCUGCUCCUAAAAAUAGCAGAACAUAUAAACCUUCUACCCCUACAACUGCUCCUCGAAAAAAGAAAGACACUAAGAUAUUUAGAAAUGUGGACAGCAAUCUUGCUAAUCUUAUCCUAAAUGAAGUUGUUGAUAGUGGGCCAGCUGUCAAAUUUGAUGAUAUCGCAGGGCAGGAACUGGCUAAACAAGCUUUGCAAGAAAUUGUUAUCCUUCCUUCUCUUCGACCUGAGUUAUUUACAGGUCUGAGAGCUCCCGCACGUGGUUUAUUGCUGUUUGGCCCGCCAGGAAAUGGGAAGACAAUGUUGGCCAAAGCAGUUGCUGCAGAAUCAAAUGCUACUUUCUUUAACAUCAGCGCAGCGAGCCUGACUUCAAAAUAUGUGGGUGAAGGAGAGAAACUGGUGCGUGCUCUAUUUGCAGUAGCCCGAGAACUUCAACCUUCUAUAAUUUUUAUUGAUGAAGUUGAUAGCCUUUUGUGUGAAAGACGAGAAGGUGAACAUGAUGCUAGCAGGCGUCUAAAAACAGAAUUUUUAAUAGAAUUUGAUGGUGUGCAGUCUUCUGGAGAGGACAGAAUACUUGUGAUGGGAGCAACAAACAGGCCUCAGGAGCUUGAUGAUGCUGUUCUCAGACGAUUCACCAAACGGGUAUAUGUGUCUUUACCAAAUGAAGAAACAAGAUUGAUUUUGCUAAAAAAUCUUCUAAGCAAGCAAGGAAGUCCAUUAACACAAAAAGAGUUGGCUCAACUAGCUAGAAUGACAGAUGGAUACUCUGGAAGCGACCUAACUGCAUUAGCGAAGGAUGCAGCACUAGGCCCCAUUCGAGAAUUAAAACCAGAACAGGUGAAGAACAUGUCUGCCAGUGAGAUGAGAAACAUUAAACUGUCGGAUUUCACAGAAUCUUUGAAGAAGAUAAAACGCAGUUUGAGCCCUCAGACCCUGGAAGCAUACAUUCGCUGGAACAAGGACUUUGGAGAUACCACAGUGUGAGACACUACUUGAAGUGAAACAGUGCUGCCUGGGGAGCAGAUGGUGCAGAUGACUGGGAAGCAGCCAGAGUUUACAGGACUUUACAGAUAUUUAAGUAUCUGCAUUAAAACUUGAGAUUAAGAGAAAAUUACACAAUGUGAAAUGUGUUCAUCAUAGUCUCCUUGCCAUUUAGUGAGGAUUUACACACUGUAAGUAAGAGCACAACAGGACUUGAGAUAAGAUUCCUAGCAAUCCAAUUUUGGUUUGAACAUUAAUUAUAUGUAUAUUGUUUCUGCUACAAGGCUCUGAUGACAUUGAUCAUUGGAGGACCUUUUCCUAUGUUAUGUGUGUGGUUUUUUUGUUUUUAAUUUUGCCAUGACAUUGAUGAACAAUGAACUUGGAACAAUGAUGUUCAAUUGGAGGUUUGUAAACUUCAGUUAAUUUUUUUUUACUUUUUUAGUCUUAAUGUGCCAAAUAAAACAAUUUCCCUGUGCAAAGUGGAAGAACAGCAUUGGGGAAUUACAGUUAUUAAAAUGUUAAAAGUAGCUGGUCUGUUAUUAUUUGUCUUUUUGUUUUGUUGUAAUGUGACUGAAUUGUUCACAGGUUUAAAGAAGACCUUUGAUAGCAGAACAGCAAAAAAACCCAACCUUAUAAAACCAAUUCAAACUGCCUUUUAGAAGAAAAAUUGCUAAAUAAAAGAAUAGAUUGAGAUAUUCAUUUACUGGCAGUAUUUUCUCUUAAUGCAUUUUGUAACGCUUUCAUUAGUAGAAUGUUAGAUUAUGCUUACAGUGUACAACUUGAGCCCAGCUGAUGUUUGAGAGAGUAAGUGAUGCUAAUUGUUGAGUUUCAGAAAUGAUGUGUUUCUACUCUGUAUUUUGGUCUGUUUAUGAUAAUUGAAAGUAAAAUUUCCAUUGUGAUAAUUUUUUUUUAAUCUCCACAUGUAAGCAUUAAAAUACAAGGCGACAUGUUUAAUACAUGGCACACAUUAAUGUUUUUAUAGCUUUCAUAUGUUUCGGUUUAUAUAUUAAAGUAUGAAACACUCAACUGAUCUGCUUUUUUAAAAAGAAACUGCAUCUUUGUACAAAUACUUGUUUUUAUUAUAUAAAUGACAAGCUAUUAAAAAAACAAACUCUUAAAUGAUAGCCUUUAAAUACCAUAAUAAAGGAAAGCAUUUUUGCCUUUACUUCCAAAGGCCCAACAUCUUGUUUACAAAUUCUACACAGAUUAUACACAGAUGUUUGUAAGGCAAAACACUGGUUCCUUGUUAAAGAAGGUUUGUGGGGUGUUGGGGUUUUUUGAGGUUUUUUUUUUGGUUAGUUUGGGGUUUCUUUUUUUUACACCUCUCCCAACUUAGUGAUACUGCAAAAAUGCAUAUUGUUUACUGUUGUUUUAAUGAAAUGAGUUGUUGUUUGCUUUUGGUCUUAACAGGAAAUUUAAUUUUUCAUUUAACUUAUUUUUUGGAACUACUUACCUGAAAGUUGACUAUAAUUAAUAUAUUAUAUGUAUAUAUGAAAAAAGAACGCAACCCUAGCUGGUAGAUACAGUUGUAGGUAUAGUAAUACUCUGAGAGGACUGUGCUCACUGUGUGGUAUUGAGUACUAAAUAGCAGAAACUGUCAAACCUUUGAGAUUCACAUAUGCAAUAUGUUUGGGAUUCUUUUUUUUUUUAACCAGAGAUGCUUUUAACUAAUCUUAAGAUUAAAAGCAAUCAAAUGAGAGAAGAUUGUGUUCCACUACUAUGCCUUUUGAAACAGUCUAAGGAAACCACUUCUAGCCUUCUAAGGGUAGGACUCUCAAAUGUACAUCUUAUGUAAAUGAAAGGUGACUUUGAUUCCCCUGAUUCUUUUCUGGAGAAAUGCAAAAAGAUUUCAGAUUCUUAAAUCUCAUGUCUUGCUUUGCCUUAGUUCUGCCUUCAGUAGACCAUCUCUGUUAUUGGAGAUUCCUGGCUGACUUGAUCCAUAUUUGUAAUAUUCUUCAUAGUGCUAAGCAUGAAUAUUACUCUUGUAUUAGCAUCUGUCAAAUAGCUACAGCUAAGAAAGGGUCUUUGUUUUAUUCAUAAAGCCUUGGUACACAUUCCUUGAGAUCCUUUGCAAAUGAGAACUUUGAAGAUAACACUUCUGGUUUUGAAUGUUCCUCAAUGAUUGUUAUAAAGCUCUUGGUUUUGUCCACUUAAUUUUGAAGAAUAUACUGAUUAUUUAUUUUAAAUGCAUACUCGUUGGCAUGGGAGAUAGGUACCUGAAAUGUUGAGGUAGAAGUCCCCAUCUCCUAAAGCAGCACCAGUAUAGGCAGCACAAAGAGUCAGAAUCACCAGCUGCUACUUAAAAAGAAAAGGGACCAGCCCUUUCACUAGUUUGUACAACCAGUUCAGGUCAAGAGAAUCUGUGUGACUGGUACAGCUGCUUUUGGUCUUCUGUUAUGCUUGAUUGGUUUCUGCUUAGUGGAUGAACUGCAGCCCUAUAAAUUAGUGCUGGAACACA
Pseudopodoces humilis (Tibetan ground-tit) is the source of this 4364-nucleotide messenger RNA. RefSeq names its product spastin (gene SPAST). Gene Ontology annotation, cellular component: microtubule cytoskeleton. The record is from RefSeq and is a predicted model, not a curated record. Gene Ontology annotation, molecular function: microtubule severing ATPase activity; ATP hydrolysis activity; ATP binding. Lineage: Eukaryota; Metazoa; Chordata; Aves; Passeriformes; Paridae.